AAAAAAAAAAAAAAAAAGGAAGAAAAGAAAGAAUAGAGAGAGACACACAGGACACAGACAACACCACAAUGGCGGCUCUGGCUCUGCCAAAGCGGAUCUAUUCGCUUGUCCUCCUUCUUCUCAUCGUCGCCAUCGCCAUCUUCUCCCUCAGCGACGAUGCCUGGAACGCCGUCCCCCGGCCACCACCAGGAUGGCGCAUGCCCUUCACCACAGACACCGGCAUCCUCGCCAACUGGUGGGGUAGCACAGGCCGCCCCUUACGCAUCGCCGUCCUCGAAGCCGUGGGCACCCACGACGAGGUGACCGCCGCCCUCGUGCACGCCUUUGGCGGCCACGACAACGCCGAGCUGGUCCUCUACCUCAAGAACCAGCGCUACAACAUGGACGCCAUCAUCAACGGCUUCCGCCUCCAUUCCCCCAUCGUCGCCGUCGAGUCGUCCGACAUCUUCCUCGACCGCAUGCAGGCCGGCCCCCGUCCGGACAUCCUCGUCUCGACCACCUGCGAGAUCGACGCCGACCGGAAACCCAACGCGUUCCGCUACCUCCUCGCCCAGGGGACCACCCACCUCUUCUGCGUCGUGCACCACGCCGACCGCUGGGGGAAGGGCCGCCACGUCCACGUGGCGCGCGAGUUCCUCGACAAGGACAUGAUCGACUUCAUCGGCCUCAGCCAACACACCGUCGACUUCUUCGUCAACACCACCGUGCCCAAGUGGGAGAACCCGCCGACUUCGGUCCGCAUGCACGCCUUCCCCCCCGUUUUCCCCGUCGACGUCCCCGACCUCGAUCCCGACGCCGGGCCCUCCCUCGCGAUGCAGGGCGAUUACUCGGCCGGACGCCGCGACUACGAGAACAUCUUUCGCCAGCUGAGCAACGUCAUCGACCGCACCAGGGAGCUGUCGGCCACGACGCACGACAACGACACGGUGUCGCUCCGGCUCCUCGGCCACGGGAAACACCCGCAAGUCCCCGAGACGGUGCGCGACCGCGUCUUCUUCGACGAGGGGCUGUCGUACCCGGAUUUCUACGCGUUGCUGGCCCAGUCGUUCUCCGUCGUCCCUGCUUUCGCGUCCGAUACCUACCUGGACCGGAAGGCGUCGUCUACGGUCCCUGCCUCGCUUAUUGCCGGGGCGCCGCUUGUGGCGAGUGAGGAGCUGCUUGCUGCCUACUCGUACUUGCCCCGGGAGGCGGCCUGGGUGGCUGAACCGGGCGAGGGCGAGAUGGACGUUAUUGAACGGGUUAUUGGGGAGAAGGACGAGUUUUGGAAGAAGAGGAAACAUGUGCGCGAGGCCAGGGAGAAUAUCAUGAAGGAGAACAGGGUUCAUGUGAGGGAAUGGAUGGAGAGUGCUUUGGCGUUGCAUCCUCAUGAUGAUGAGGACGUGGAGGAAAAUGCGGAAGAACAGUAAACAACGUCUGUCGGUGGGUAACGGGCGAGGAGCAUUAUUACACUUGAUGGAAAUGACGGGCAUGGCACGCUGUAUAUUUUUCUUUCUGUAUCCAUACGGGGCGCAUGUCCUGGGGCGGCUCACGUACAUUUUCUCUUUUUUUAUAUUUCUUCUUUCUUUUUCUUCUUUUUCUUCUUUUUCUUCGUCUUUGUUAUUUUUUUCCUUUUCUUCUUUUUAUUCGCCGUCUUCUUCAUUUUUUCUUCUCUAUAUUAUUCCUUCGAUGUUUAGACAUUGGCAUCAGAGCGGACUGUC
Molecule: messenger RNA, 1697 nt
Organism: Sodiomyces alkalinus F11
Lineage: Eukaryota; Fungi; Ascomycota; Sordariomycetes; Glomerellales; Plectosphaerellaceae
Exons: 1
Coding region: 69-1406 (445 amino acids)
Source: RefSeq, a predicted model, not a curated record